Molecule: messenger RNA, 13069 nt
Organism: Porites lobata
Lineage: Eukaryota; Metazoa; Cnidaria; Anthozoa; Scleractinia; Poritidae
Source: the annotation of a GenBank genome assembly
AUGAGAAAUCCCGGUGAAAGCUCUGAAGUUCGUGUUCAAAGCGAAACAACAAGCAAAGGUAGGUUUUGUAAAAUUUCAUAUCAAGUGCAGUCUGCUAAAAUAAAUUUGCCUCUUUCGGAUUUAGUUGCAACAACUUGAGCUUAACGUUUUGGAUCUGUGUUUAUGCUUUAUAGCAACUGCAAGGGAAUCGGAUAGAGAUGAUUGUUCAAGUCCACCAUGCAAAAGACUCAAGCAAGGUUUGUUAAAAUGCGUGCAAAAACAUCGGCUUUCGUUACUUUUAGGGGACCGUCGCUUUAUAGAGGAAAAAACAUACUGAAUGCACGAGCAAAAUGACGAGCUUAUGCGACAAUUUGACGAACUUAUGCGCCAAAUGUAAAAAGUAACGAAAGCCAAAAUAGCUUUUAUCCAAAAUAUCCGCUAAAAGGCUUUAAUCUUACCUUUGGGCCCUAUUUCAAUAUAAAUUUGGAAAGAUUUCCGUACAACCCUGUAAAUUUAUUAUGCAUGCAACAAUUUCAUGCCAUUUAGCUCAAAUAGUUAUGAAUGUCUACAUCUACAUCUACAUCUACAUAAUUUAUUUGCAAAAUCCUGUAAGGACAGAAUAGAGUUGAAACAUGAAUGCAUAUUAAAUGUAUGGGGCUUCAGGGAAGAUAUCUUACCCCAAUAAGUUACCACCGGUUUAAUUAGUAUUUAACCUUUGAACUUGAACAAUAAAACAUCUGGAACAAAGACUUGAGUAUGAAUAUGCAAGGUUAAAAACCCCCAUCCUCGGAGACCCAGGGGCAGAUAGUGGGGGCAGGGGAAAGUCUAAACGGGCGGAAAAAUAUGGCACAAAGAAAAGUAAAGAAUGGUGAGAAGAGCCCCUGGGGACAAUGUCUUACCAGACCAGUUCCAAACGGUCGCCGUCGUUCUGACUUCUGAUUGGUGCCAGAAAAACACAAGUUUCUGACUUCUGAUUGGUACCAGAAAGACACAAGUUUCUGGCACCAAUCAGAAGUCAGAAAAACUGCUUGGAACUGGUCUCAAACUCCCCAGGGGGUGUCUCCAUUCUUUUUUUCUUUGUAAUUUUUUUUGAAAUUCCCCACUAUCUGCCCCUGGGUCUCCGAGGAUGAAAAACCCCUGGAGAGACAAGACAAGCGAGUGCAGGGUCCGAUAUUAGGGGUAAGGGGGUCACUCAAGGGAAGUUUGGGUAGAGGUAUAUGCUCUAUGAAGGCCUUCAAACCCUGACUUUAAUUAUUAUUAUUAUUAUCAUUAGUAUAGGUAAUCGCAUGAUUUGUAGUGAUAUUUAGCAUAAAUACCACGGUGAUAUUUCGAAAUUGAUAUAUGUAAUUUCAUUGGCUUUUAGGCGAGUGAAAUUUGAGACAAUUUUGAAAUAUCAAGCGUGGUAUUUAUGCCAAAUGUCACGUACAAAUCAUGCUAUUAUUUGUUUAUACUACUAACCACAAAUGUUUUGUAAUUUUCACAAGUAGGUAUUUCAAAUUAAGCUGAAAUACCACUGCUUGAAGCCAAUCAAAUUGCAGAAAUUUCUCAUGUAGUAGUAUAAUUAUUGUUAUUUAUAAACUGAUGCCCUCUACAAUUCAAACAAUUCAGUCUUCCUUCUCUUGGUGUCAGUUCGACAGAAGUGAAACUUAUUGCGCUCUGGAAAUAAAGGACUCCUAGUUUCAGCCUAAGUAUAACCUUAAAACCUAUGGUUACAGACCGUUUUGACAUGCAGCUCCUAAGAUAUGAAAUUCCAUUCUAGUCAGUUUACACACAUGUUUUGAGCAGAGCACUUUCAAAUAAAAAAUCAAAACAUUUCUUUUUAAGCGUGCUUUUCAGUUGUAAUACAUGUUUUUUUAACAAUUAAGUCAUUGUAAUAUUUUAAUAGGUUUAUUACUAUUAGUGUUGUAAAUUAGUGCUUUGGAUCACUAAGAGGAAGGUGCUAUAUAAGUGUAUAUUAUUAUUAUCGUUAAUAUUAUUGUUAUUAUUAUUAUCAUUAUUAUUGUACUUCUUGCAAUGAACUGAGAUACACUAUAUAUUAAGAUGCGAAUCAUUUGUUUAUAUUUUUCUUUCAGCUGUUUUAUCCUUUGGUAGAUUAGAUUCAUCCCCAUCGACUUCUUCUGAUUGUUCUAAAGCUUCAGUUUCUUCACUUACUAAUGGUAAUUCGGAAGACAAAUCACACAGUGAUGAAAAAAUCAAAGUAAAUGGAGGCCUUGUUACUGGUGCACCCUCUCCUCCUGAUGUGAAAGAGAAUUCAGUGAAACCAGAGGCCUCCCACGAUCCAGCAAAAGUACCCAAGUGCUUGAUUUUAGAAAAUGGUAUAGAGACAACAGAUGAAGAGAAAAAUGCAAGCAUUACUUCUUCUCCAGAGGCUAUUUCUUCUUGUGGGGAAAAUGAAUUGAUGAUCAUAGAUCAGUCUCCUCCCACUAAAGUGAACCGUAAAAGUAAGGUAAGGAGUCUAAUAAGGUUUUGUUACUAUAAAUACAUCACCACACAGUGUCAUCAUGUAGCAUUAAAUUAUUGCAUUUUCCAAGGUCUGUAAGGUUGACAACUUCAGUAAACUCAAAUUUUUCUUUGCAGUUUAAUAUAGGCAUGUUAAGUGGGGAUACACUGUAAGAGAAUUUACCAUGCCUUUUAUAUAUUAUGUUUUAUACAUGUGUGGAGUUGUCAUUAAGAUUUCAAGUUGCCAGGUAAAUACAACAAGUAGAUGAGGAUUAAACAUCUGGGGGUUUCUUUUGGUUCUAUUUUUCUUCUAUUUUCUAUUGAAAGUAGCCGGGGGCCACUUCCAUAGUGGCUGGGGGGAAUCCCCAGCCCCUGCCUCUUAAUAGUAGCCCUGCAUGUGUUAUCUCUCUUCGACAAAGUUGGUAAAGACCUCAACCCUCAUAAAGACCUUGGGCUGGUAAUGAUUGGUUGUUGAUAGUCAUUUGUAAAGCUGUAUAAAAGAUCUUUGAUCCUAAUGAGUUGAUGAAUAAUAAUGAAGUGUGGUUACUAUAACUAUUCAGUUGGAAGAUAUUUUGAAUUUUGCUCAGACAAAAGAUUAAGGUCAUAUUCUAGUAAUAAGUUAAAGAUUAACAAAGUCAGAACCGAAUUAUUCAAAGGUACUUUUUUCGAUAGAUUACCGUAUUUAUGGAACAACCUGCCUGAUAAACUCAGGACCUCUAAUUUAAGCCCAUCAUUAUUAAAAAACAAUGUAAUGAGUUCUACAAAAAGAAGAGCUUCGACCCUGACCAACCGCAUGCCACUUGGAUGUAGUGAUCGAUGUAACAAUUAUUUUCCGAUUAGAUUAAUCUAGGAUAUGACAUAUUAUCAAUUAUAGUUUUUAAAUAUAAUUUUAACGUUUUCUUUUUUCUUUUUCUUUAUUUAAGUGUCUGUUGUAGUUUUUGGGUGGGCUAGCUCGAAUGGUUCAAAUGUUCCCUUCUAGUCCUUCCCCACUGCAAUAAUUUUUUUUCUAGUAUGUAGUUAAUAUUGUUCUCUCAUGUAAUUUAGCUAAGUUUUCUUUUUUUGAGGUGAAAAUGGAAUAAAUUAAAUUAAAUUAAAAAAUUAAUGUGACGAAAAUAAAAUCUUUAAUAUUACCGACGUAGUUAAGUCUAGUAAGAAUGUCAAACAUGCCAUAAUGAGUCAUUGUUUUCCAAUAUCCAGUACAAUUGAUUUUAAUAGAGUAAAUUUCCCCAUGUGCUUUGAAAUGAGCAAGCAAAGUCCCAUUCAUAUACACAAGCACAACUGAUAUAUCUUAUUCUUUGAUCUUAAAAUCUGUGGUGUGAAUAAAUGACACUUCCAAAUUUCACAAAAUGUGCGAAGUUGUUAUGCAAAGAAACCCAAAGUAGAUAAUUUUCCGAUUUCUUGCACAAGUCAUGUCUUGCUUGUUUGUUUACAGUCACUGGAUGUGAUACCUCAUUUGCUACCAGUAGUUGUUUUCUGAUGAACAAAGGUUCUGAUUUUAGCUCUGCCUAAAAUUAAUCAACUUGAAAUCUAUGUUUUUCAGGUAAAUGGUGGAACACCACUUCAAAAAAGUGCUGAAAAACAAAAGAGAAAAGAAGAAAGGGUAAGGUACUUCAACUUGUGCAAACUGGUAAUAAACUCUCAGAAAUGUGCAUUGACCAGGGUUAUUGGGGUAUCCUAUUCAGUUUAUUCUAAUAGUGUCCUUUUUACAGACUCAUAAAAAAAAAAUUUUUGUUUUAGGAAAAGGAAAGACAGGAGAAGCAAAGACUGAGGGAAGAGAAAUUAAAGGAAAAACAGGAUGCAAAGGCCGUGAAGGAAAAGGAAAGACUGGAGGCUAAAAGGAAACGUGAUCAAGAACGACAAGAAAAGCAAGCGGAAAAAGAAAGAAAGGAUAAAGAAAGAUUGGAAAAGAAAGAAAAAGAAGAAAAAGAACGGUUAGAAAAAAAAGAAAAAAGAGAUGAGGAAAAGCGAAAAAGGGAUGAAGAGAAAAAGUAAGUACUGGUCAAUAUUACUUUUAUUUACAGCGGGCAGUGGAUAUAAUAAAGCCAGACAUAAACUGCUGUCUUCUGCCAUAAAAAUAAAGAGUUUGACUGAGCUAAAUGUCAGACAUUAGUUAGUAUAACUGACUUUAAUAUAAAAUCAUGGGUUGUGAAAUUUCCACAAUCACAGUUAUGGGUAUAACUAUGAUCUGUCUCCAUGUUAUUAGUGCCAAGUUAGAAGAAAAAAGAAAGAGAGAAGCAGAUAAAAGGAGCAUAGAGGAAGAACAGGUGAUCUAAUAUGACAAGUUUCCUUACAAGUGUGUGAAAAUAUUAUAUUUUUUAUAUGGCAGGUACAAAACUCGGACUGCAUCAACUCAUUUAGAUAAAAGUCUCUGUAUUCCCUCAUAAUUAAAUGAGCUGAUCCAGUCUGAGUUAUGUACUUGCCGGUUUUAUAGAAAAAAAGUUCAUUUGAAUGACAUUACUCCUCUUACACUUUUAGUGUAGCACACAGCACCAAACAAUUUGUAGGCUUAUUACUGUGCCAAAAAGUGUUGAACAUAAAAUAUAUUCCUGUUUUUCUAACCAGUACCCAGCAAUGUUUUACAUCCGCCGUACUGUGCUAAAAAUAUGUCUUAUGACUCCUGUUCCUUUAUGAUCUUCUUGUUAGGAACGAAAGCGACAGAAGGUCCAAGAAAGUUUUGCAAAAUUUUUCAACAGGCCUCCUACUCCAACACCAAAGGUACAAUAUUUACUUUCACCAUAACAGAGAGGUGGGAAGCACUGUGUAAUGGGGCUAACAAUGCAAACCUGUGCACAACAGUCACCCUUGGGGAAUGGCAAGGUGACCGUUAUAUACAGGGUGACUGCUAUGUACAGGCCAACUUUGCAGAAAAUGUAAGACAACUGAAGAUUUUGGGAAGGUGUCUGGUGACCGUAAGUUACUGGGUGACUGCUAUAUACAGGACCGUUAUAUACAGUUUUGACCCUUUUCUGAUACAAGUCAUGUUUGUACUGUUCUGUUCUAAAACUUGGUACAUUAGCCAAGCUUAAUUCUCUCUAUUGGUUUUAAAGGGUUUUGUUAAAGUGGUCCUCAAAAGUUUACAUUAUUUUAGCUUGCACUCUCAGCUUAAAAAUAAAUGGAAUAAUUUGCUUUAAAGAGAUUUUGAUAACAUCGAUGAACCGUUGUUUGAGUCAGUUGGUUGAUUUCUGAUGACUGAUUAUAAAGUCUUAAGCGGAAUGUAAUUCCUAACUAUAGGUCAGGGUCAUGGGUUUACAUGGGUGGAUCUACAUGUAAUCUGGUUGGUCCAGCUUUCCUCAAAAGCCCUGACAAAUCAUAGCAUAUAAAGCGGCUGCUAAAGAUGAUGAAAAACAUCUCAGCAAUUGCUUUUGGGGUAACCUUGAGAAAAAAGUUGAUAACUAAAUUAUACAGUGCUAGUGUAUAGAUUUUAAAAACAUGAAGUGAUUUUACAUUAAGGUUGUGCUGCCAGAGAACAACAUCCGAUUCAAGCCCUUUGAGGUCAAACCAGGAAUGACUGUUGCUCCUCAAAGGCGCAGAGAGCUGUCACUUGACUUAAAGAAUUGUUUAGAUGAAGGACUUAGAAGCCAGGUUUGUCUUUUAAAGAAGCUUUUGUGACAGAAGUAUGCAUGCAGUCUGUAUUUAUCACAAAAACUACGGUACAUUGAUGAUCGGCAUACAUUGUGCAAGGGCACGUUAUUUAUUUGAAAUGAAGACCCAAGUGAUUUCUGAUAAACUGCCAGUUUCUCCUUUCAAUUUGCUUUGUAUAUGCUGCUGUUGAGUGAAUCAAAAAGUGUUUUUAAUAUGAACAGGGAUGUAGCUAAGGAAAAGUUAUGCAGGUUUUUGAUUAGUUAAGCUAGCUUUUUUACUCAACUUCUCCUUCAAAAUUACUCCACGUCUUUGUUUUCUAGAGUAAUUAUUUCAGCUAAUGGUAAGUUCUCUUUCAGCUGGUAAAAUUAGUUGUCAGCUAGGUUUUAUCUACAUCUGUCCCUGUGAGAGCUUGCAUAGUCUAAAAAGAAUGCAUCUUGGUACUGGAGCUGUACUAUUUAGGCUAAGUUUGAAUGACUGCUUGAAUAAUUUUAUUGCAGAAAGCAUCUGUGUUGUAUUUAAAAGAGUUAGAUAAAAGGAAGCCAAUAAUAACGUGCACAAAAAGAAAGCUGUCCACCAUUACUGAAAAGAUAGAAAGCAACGGAGAAAAUGAAGUGCCCAUUGACAUUGAUGAAAACAGCAAUUCAAGCAUUGAAAUCCUUGAACCAAAGACAGUGGAGUCAUCCACAAGUGGUCUGAGAUGCAAGCUUCUUCAGUUUCACACUAAUUACAGGCCAGCAUAUUUUGGGACAUGGAGGAAAAAAAGCAAAAAGAUUUCACCGAAAAACCCAUUUAAGAAGGACCCGGUACAGUAAAACAGUGAACAUUUAUUCUUUCCUUUAAUUGUUCUUUUCUCAUUAGGGACUUUAAGAUACAUCAUUUCUGCCUACAGGUAUGGGUACAUGUAGGUGAAUAUGUUUGCCACAUAUAGUUAUACAAAAGGCGACCAUGAUUUCCCAGAUGUGAUAAUGGCAACACUGUUAUACCCGGUAGCCCGACUGACUUUCUCCGGGGCUAAGAGGUCAUCUACCCAGAGUAAAUAGUACAGAAACAGUGUAUCUUAAGGUCUCUGUUGUUUUUAAUAUUAUUACUUGUACACUCACCAAUUCCAAUUCACAUUCAUGAAGUACAGUUGUAACUCUAAACUAAAAGCUGCCUCUUCAUAAUGGCCACUUAACUCUGUCCCUAAGGCAGCUAGUGGAGAGGUUCAAGUGAUUUACCCAUCACAAAUUUGUACUCAUAAUGGCCCUUAUAAUAAUUAUUAUGUGUUGUUAUGUCAGACGAGCGAAUUUCACCAGCAGGCCACGUUUGUGAACAAAAUUCUUUGCAAUUGCACUCUUUGUGCAUGAUGAGUGUUGUUUCCAGAAAGUAAACUAGCGUAGGAAUUCAUUUAUGUAAAACUGAACAAAUUAGAAAUUUGAGUGGUGAAAUUUGCUCAUCUGAGUUGGGCUGUUUCUUCUCAUUAAUCAUUUUUUUUUUUUUGCCACAUUCCUGUACUAGUACAUAAGGGACCGGUCAAAAAGUAUAGGGGGGGGGUGGGCCGGAGCAUUUGGAAAUGUGGUUGAUAAAACACACAUGACCCACCCCUAAAGCAAGGUUGGAAAUUACAUGACCCACCCCCUAGUUAAAACAUGGAUGUUUGGUUUCCUCUUAAUAAUCCCAUAAAACCUUGUUCUGUGCUUGACAAAAUUUGUUGAUACACUGCUACAACCAAUAUCAAAAUCACAGAAAUCAUACCUUUCACUGGAAAGACAAAUGUGAAAAACCCAACAUUCCUUGUUUCGAUGGACGUUAUGAGUCUUGACACGAAUAUACAGCAAAACGAGGGUAUAUUGAAAUUGUCUGUCACAAAGCAUAUGAAAAUUUCUACAAAGACAACCCAUUCCUACACAUUACUUGCCGGAAAUGCUUAGAUCAAUCGACCCUCAAAGAAAAUUUCUUCCACUUCAAUGGAAAGCACUACCUACAAAACCAUGGAACUGCAAUGGGCACAAAGAAAGCAGAUUUGAUUCCUUUGCCAAUAUUUUCAUGACAUAUAUUGAAACAACAACUCUAAGCAAAACUGUCUUUAGAACAACAGUUUGGAAAUGCUACAUGCACGAUAUCUUUGCCCUAUGGUACAUGAGUAAACCAGACAUCGAAGCCUUCAUUGAACAAUAGUUGGGUGAUGUAAGUCUUACAUCACCCAACUAUUAAAUUCAAGGCCGAAACAUUUGACACUGAGACUGCGUUUUUAGACACGGUUGUAGACAAAGGCACAAGAUUCAAGGAAAAAUCUAUCCUUGAUGCAAAGACACAUUUUUAACAAAAGCAAACCUUCUUGCACACACAUUUCACCUCGUGUCACCCUCCAAAUGUUAAAAAAGGAUUUGUCAAAGAAGGAGCCUUGAGAAUCCUACGAAAAAACUUCUCAGAAAUAACUUUUGAGGAAAAUAAUUCAAAUUUAAAAAACAACGCUUGAUGGACGGAGGCUACCCACAAUCUUUGAUAGAAAACAUACUAUCAGAAAUAAAAUUCACGAAAGGGAGUCCAAACUCCUAAAACAAAACAACAAGGAGGAAAAAGAAAUAUUGCCAUUCGUGACACAAUACCAGCCCUCAGUGUCUACUACAAAGGAAGCUUGAAUGAAAAAAUGGAAUCUUAUACAAAACCAACUGUAACCUCAAUAAAUUUUUAAAGAGCCACCAAUCAUUUCCUUACAAAAAAAGGAAAAUCAUUAAAGGACAUGCUCUCGAAGAGCCAAAAAAAAAAAAAAGGUUAAGGGUUCCACUCCCAUUAUAGAUGUGCGGCCUGUCACCCUUUUUUACUUUCUCGCACAAGAGGUUUUGUAGUAUUUCAGCAAUAAUUCCAGCUGGCUGUGUUUUAUAUAACAAGUGUAGUCAACUGUCUCGUUAGUAGUUAGUGCCUAUCUAUGUAAUAAAAUAGAGUGACCCACCCCUAAGUAGCUGAAAAUUGCACGACCCACCCCUUGCACAAGGCUCAAAACCUCAUGACCCACCCCUCUCUUCUCCGGCCCACCCCCCCUAUACUUUUUGACCAGUCCCUAAGUCAUAACUGAAGAGACGUACAGUAACACAGUCUUCAUAACUUGUCUUAAUGGUUCGUUGGCAGUCUCAUUUCCAAGUUCCUCUCCUUCUCAUCCCUGUGGAUUUAAAGGGAGAGGAACGUGGGAAUAAGUUUAAUCACUCAAUGCAACUCCACGGCUACAGGAUUGCUUUAAUUGAAGGAAUAUACUGGACUGAACUGGACUUGGUUUCUAAGAAGUCUGUUGUAUUCUUUAGGAACUGUUUGACUAUGAGGUGGACAGUGAUGAAGAGUGGGAAGAAGAGGAACCUGGAGAAAGUUUGUCCGACAGUGAGGUAAUAUAAACAAAUGAUAUACCAAUUAUUGUGUGAAAAAAUUUUGUUAUAAAGGCAUGAGAAAUAUUUAUUGCUCAUCGUCAUGCUAAAUACAAGGACUACUCAAGUGCUAAAUACAGCACUUGUUGCCAAAAUAGUAAGAAAUUGGCAUGGGUGUCCAUAUAGCGGAGUUAAACCUUGGUGGGGGGGGGGGGCGUUAUGGAGCCACUCCAGGAAAGUCUAGGGAGAGGUGUGCCUUAUAAGAUCCUGACUCCGGACAAAAAUUGUUAAUUCCACUACCCUGUUUGAGACCUUAUUUUAUGACCCCGAUUUGUUUCGUUUAGAAAACAGAAUGAAGUAAGAAUAAUCAUUUCAAACUAACAUCAUGGAAUUUGAUAUUUUACGCUCUUUUAUCAAGGCAUAGUUAAUUGAGUGGAAUGGUUAUGAAACCCGUCAGACUCCUUUGUUAUAUGUUUUUGUGGACCUGAAAGUGCACAACGUUCAAAAGAAUUCCUAUCAUUUUGAUUGUAUUGACCAAUAAAAACGUUGCAUUAAUUUAUUCCGUAAGAAUUUGCCAACAGAAAACAAAGGAUUGUGCACUUUCACGGUGCUUUGAACAUAAACUGCAGCACUGUUGUUUUUAUCAUUGAUGUUUGCCGCUUUUCAUAACCAGUCUCCUCUAAUAACUAUGAUCAAGGCUUCUGAUCCUAAAAAGACAUCCUGUUCAAUUUGUUAAGUGAAAAUAAUUUGUAUACCCUGUUUGGCACCCGAAACAAUGAAACUUGUACCCUGUUCAGCAGCACAUACCCCUUUAGGUCAAAUAAGGGAAUUCCCCCCCGCCUGGUUAAACUGUACAAUAAAACAGCAAUGAAUAUUCCCUUGGUCAUAAGCAAGGGAUUGUAUCCACCAGCCUAACCACAAAAUCUGCCAACAGGUAGCUAUCAGACAUGAGUUUCUUUGUAUGUUAUACUAACAGCUAGUUUUAAGGAAAUAUUCCGCUCUAAGAAAACAAAGGAUUACCAGACGGGUAUACAGUGCAGUAGGGUGCAAGUGUAGUUGUGUUCAUUGGGAAAGGUUUUUUUUCUAGGGUGAAGAAGAAGCUGAUGGUGAAGAAGAUAAUGAAGAUGAUGAUGGGUUCUUUGUUCCUCAUGGUUACUUGUCAGAUGAUGAAGGGGUGCUGGAUGAAGAGAUGGAAGAUGAUGGUGAAUCUGACAAAAAGGUGAGAUAUGACAGAUUUAAUGAAUAUUUGAUAACAUUGAUUUUUUUGUUCAACAUUGUCCAGUAAGACAGUUUUAAAUCUUUGUCGAAAAAAAAAAGACUAAUGUUUUGGCAAUGCAUGCUUCCUUAAAUAACAAAAAAUGUUUUGCCCAGAUGGCACUGACUGUGUCUCUAAAAUAACAGUACAUCUGUUGGGUCUCAAUUUCCUUUCUCUCUUAACCCAAAUUACUGGUAAAUAAUAGGAACUAGGAAACGAAGAAAAUUGACACUUACCAAAUCCGAUACUUAUAAAAUAUUUUCUUUGAGAUAUUCCGGCUAAAUCGCUUAGCUUAAUCAUCAGUUGAAUUAAGUGAGUGCAUGGUUACAUAAUUAUACUGUUUCAUAGACGAAUAUAAUGUCAAAAUGACCUUGCUUUUCACUUGUCAUAUAUGUAACGGACUGGUUUCUAUUACUUAUUAUUUUAUUUUUCCAAUUGCAGGAUAAGAAUUCCGGAAAUAAAGAGGAUCAGCAGUUGGCAAAAGCUAAGGCUUGGGAAGCAGAAAUGAAAAGGAAAUGCAAACCAAUGAAGCCAGUUACAGUGGGGUGCCUGUGGCUUGAUGAGGCUUCUCUGAACCUUACACUUAAGCAGUUUGCUGCAUGUUUACUUGUUGAUGCACCAGUAGAUUGUGAGAAUCCAUCAUCUCACCUAAAAAAUAUUGAGGUCCCUGUUGAUUCACCAAGCACUGCGAACAAUGGAGGUCUUUAUGUACCUGAUGAAGGUAACGCGUCUUUAAUUUUCUGAAUCAUAUCUUAUAUCUCCAAUAAAUUUUCUCCAUACAUACACUGUCAUACAGUUUAGAAAGAAAUGAUCACUUAACUGCCUCCUGGGAGUGAGAUGUGGUCAAGGUGCACGUCUAAACUAAAUAUUUCAGUUGAGUUGGAUAGCAUUAGUAAAGACAAUGAUCCAAGAACAAAUGCUACAAAUAUUGGAAGACUGCAUUGUGCUGUCUAGGACAUUGAAUAUGCCUUGUUUCAGGACAGAUGAAACAGUUGAAAACAACAGAAAGAAUCUGCCGACCUGUGAUCAGGCAUCAGUGGUAAAUACCACUGUUGUAUAUAAAUGGAGAAGUCUAAGGUUACUUAGGCACAAUAAACAAUUAUUGUUUCAAGAAGAAAAAAACACAAAAAAAGUGUUAGACUUGGAACUAAGUUAUGUUGAUAGUAACAUCUUCCACUGGUGGAAAAAAAAUUUUAAGAUCUCUAGUAACACAGUUCGUUCCUCAAUAUGGAACAUCCAGUUAUAGGAUAAGGAACUAACUUAGUUUUUAUUUAUGCUUUACAGCCAUGCCAGAAUUAAUUAAGCUGAUUCAUGGAAACACAGCAGGCCUUAACAAGUUAAUCAGCCAAUUCAGAAAACAAUGGACAUCAAAAUGUUUGGGUAGAGCUAUCACUGACGAGGAAGUAGAUGAAAAAAGCCCAAUUUCUAAACGACAACUUGAAAAAAAGAUACAGAACAUUGCCACAAAAGAAAGAAGAUUUGACAGGCUUCGUUGGUAUGUUCAUAAUCACAUCCUAAGAUCAUUUGGUCUUGAGAAUCUACAGGAAGCUGAUGGCUUGAACAGCUCCGAUGUAUCUGCAGAUUCGGUCAAGACACCUGUUUCUCAUUACAACACAACAACUACUCCAAGUAUUAUGCAGUUUACCAGACCUGUGUCCUCUGCAGUACACAGGAGUACCAGCCCUGAGACAAAUAACCAAAGCCCAAACAUUAAACCAGUGGAUGCUCUAAAUAAUACAUCAUCACCAAUGGAGAUUAAUAACACAAACCCAUUACUUACUACCAGUCACUUUCAGGCAGGUCAAGGUUCAGCCCGUCAUAAUGGAGAAAGUACACAGGGUAUGAAGAACAACUCACAAAUUGGUGCAUCAAGCUUACCCACUUUCCUAAAACCACCGACAAAUACACAGUCAGUAACAAGUGAAGAAAUAACUGGGAAACGUAUUGAAACUGUGUGCAUUGACUGAUGUGUAAUUUUGCACUGGUAUAAAAAGAAAAUAUAAAUACGUCUUGUAAAAUAAUGAAAUUUUGAUGCUGGAUCUUUGAAAUCAAUCCUCUUUAUCUCUAGUUCCUAUUAAUUUUUUUUUGUUUUACUUGUAUAUUUUGGGCCAAACUUUCAUGCUGCUUGAGAAUUUGGAUUUGAGUUUAAACUAUGACAUUGAAACAGCACAGUAUAUUUAAGGAGACAAGAUCCAUUAAAAAAGCUUUGGAGGAAAGUCCCACAAAUACCCUGCAAAAACACCCUACAGAUACAUCUUCAUAACUUAAGGAUGAACAAAUAUAGGAAAUAUUAUUUACAAUAGCUUAUUACGAGAAUGGGACAAAGACAACUCCUACAUCCUGAAACGAAGAUUGAACUACAAGAAAACAGAUGGCAAGCAUUUUCCUGUUUUAUUUUGAAUAAAUUUGAAGUUUAGUCUUCUUGGGUGAUAUUAUAGUUUUACAAACUGGUAAUCAGUAAGAGCUUUAAUUGAGAAUU